This is a messenger RNA of Cuscuta epithymum, 404 nucleotides long. The record is from the annotation of a GenBank genome assembly. Lineage: Eukaryota; Viridiplantae; Streptophyta; Magnoliopsida; Solanales; Convolvulaceae.
GCUAGUGACCGCCACUUGGUUAGGAUGAUUGAUCUAUACCUUCUUCAAAAGAUGCUAGUUGGCCUCGGAGACAUAGAAGGGAUACCACUACCACGACUCCUCCUAAAAAAUAUGAAAAAUGUGGUGAUCUCCAAACAAGGUUCAAAAAACUUUUGUCACCCGCUUUUACUCACCAAGAUUUUCAGGCACUUUCAGGUUGACUUUGACGGAGAGGAAGUUGCUUAUACCAAUGAAUCUAAUGUCUUGGACAAAGAAACAAUGAUUGCCCUCAAGCAUAAACUGUCCAACUCUGGAAAAUGGUAUUUUGCCGACGGCAUAGGUUUGCACAGAGAUGAUGAUGAAGUAAACGAGGAGGCCAUGGAAGAUGCUCAUGAUGAUGAAGCCGCACCCGAACCACCACAGCC